Molecule: messenger RNA, 1458 nt
Organism: Eurytemora carolleeae
Lineage: Eukaryota; Metazoa; Arthropoda; Copepoda; Calanoida; Temoridae
Exons: 10
Coding region: 1-1392 (463 amino acids)
Source: RefSeq, a predicted model, not a curated record
AUGGAUAUUGUUCUAGGCGUGUACAAGACAACUAUGGAUAUUGUUCUAGGCGUGUACAAGACAACUAUGGAUAUUGUUCUAGGCGUGUACAAGACAACUAUGGAUAUUGUUCUAGGCGUGUACAAGACAACUAUGGAUGUUGUUCUAGGCGUAAUGAUGUGGAUUUUUUAUUUAUUAAGCAGUAUCAUGAUUGAACGUGUCGCUGGCAAGGAGUGCACCUUCUCUAAAGACUGCUUCGCCGAGAAUUGUUUAAAUACAACUGAUCAUUUACAGCUUCCGGGAAGCUUAUCUCUAUCGAAACCCUGCAGCCUUUGCAAGUUUGGAACCUGCUUCAAGAUUCCUCAAAUUGAUGGAACAGAGUGUAAAGAUGUUAUAGAUUGUCCUUGCAGUACCCAAACCCCAGAAACCUGCUUCUGUCAAUUUGGAAAGUGUUUUUCCGAUCCAAAGGAUAAGUUUGAGUGUAGAACAUCUGAAGAAUGUUCAAACUAUGAAAAAUGUUCCAAUAAACUCUGCACAUGUUCAGGUAACCUUUGCGAAUACCAGUGUGAGACUGCUGAGGAUUGUGAGAAGGGCGGAUACUUCUGCAAGAAUGUUUAUAGACCUGAGUUUAAAUGCAAGUGUGAGAAGAAUAUUUGCGUUGAUGAGAAAAUUGCUGAAGAAUGUUCAAACAUCAAGGAUUGUAGCGAAAAAGGAAAAUGUUCCUCUGAUGAGCCCUGUGAAUGUUCUUCUAAAAUUUGUAAAAAACCUUCCUGGUCCACCAAAUACCCAGCAAAUAAUUGCAGAGAUAAUUUUGAUUGUAAGUCUGUGCCUAACUGUGAGAAAGGGAGCUGUACAUGUGAGAAUAAAAAAGAUGGCUGGGGAUCAUGCAAAACUAAAAAAGAAAAAGAAUCUUCAGAAGAUGGAGAUAAAGAAGAUGAAGUUGUUACAAUUGAGAUUGAAAAUUUUAACGGGACAACUUCACCAGCGGAAGUAAUUGAUCAGCCAGAAGCGAUCAUUCAAAGUCUUAUAGUUAACAAUGGAUCUGAAACAAAUUCAGCAAAUUUAGAAAAUGCAAUUGACCCAUUGAAACAACAAAAUGUACUAGGGCAAGACUAUAUAGCUUUACCAUCUGAAGUAAUUGAUCAACCCGAAGUGAUCAUUGAAAAUCAUACAGUUAAAUAUGAAUCUGAAACAGAAAAUUCAAAUUCAGCAAAAUCAGAAAAUGCAACAGAUCCAACUAAACAAAGAAGUGAAUUAGGUGAAGGCUAUAAUCAAGGAACCAAAGGAAAAGGCAAUAGAAUGAGUAAAAAAUGCCAGCGGAACCAAGAAAAGAGAAAGAAAACGAUAAAAGAAGAAAUUGAAAAAGAUCUUUUAAAACUGUUGCUGCCCAGGCAGAGCUGGAAUGGCUUAUGAUUACUUAAAACAGUUCAAAAAUGUAAAAUAAAGGUUUAUUAGAAAUAAAAAACGAAAAUAUUGAAA